AUGGGAACGAUUAAUAAUUAUCAAUUAAGUAAAGAAUGCCUUGGAAAAGGUUCUUUCGGUUCUGUCUACAAAGCUUUGAAUAUGGUAACUGGUGAAGCGGUAGCAAUUAAACAGUUUGGAAAAUUUCCUGAAAACCUUGUUGCUCUAUAUGUUAGUCAAGUUUUAGAAGGGUUACUAUAUCUUCAUGAUCAAGGUGUUAUACAUCGUGAUAUAAAAGGUGCAAAUAUAUUAACCACAAAAGAAGGUUUAGUUAAAUUAGCUGAUUUUGGUGUUGCUACAAAAACUGCAAAUCUUGGUGAUUUAUCCGUAGUUGGUUCUCCUUAUUGGAUGGCUCCUGAAAUAAUUGAAUUAUCUGGUGCUACUACUUCUUCUGAUAUUUGGAGUGUUGGUUGUGUUGUUAUUGAACUUUUAGAAGGAAAACCUCCUUAUCAUAAUUUAGAUCCAAUGCCUGCUCUUUUUCGUAUUGUUGAAGAUGAUCAUCCCCCUUUACCUGAAAGUGCUUCUCCAGCUGUUAAAGAUUUUCUUAUGCAAUGUUUUCAAAAAGAUAGUAACCUUCGUGUAUCUGCAAGAAAAUUACUUAAACAUCCUUGGAUUUCUAAUGUUCGUAAACCAAAUAUAACUACUGAAUUUGAAGAUGCUAUAAAAUCUGUAAAAGAAUGGAAUGAAGCUUUAAAAGAUGCUAAAUUUGAAAAUCAUAAAAAAAAAAGAAGUGCUUCUAUAAAAUCUUCUGCUACUAUGCCUUCAAAAUCAAGAUCUUCUCUUUUUUCAACUACUUCUCCUCAAAUUCCUGAUUUUACUCCUCCUACUAAUACUUGGGAAAAUUUAUCUUCUACAAAUUUAAUUUCAAAUUCUUUAAAUCAACAAAAUAAUCGUUUAUCUGUAUUUCUUGAAUUACCUGAAGUUGAAGGAAAUAAUUGGGAUAAUGAUUUUGUAGAUUCUAUAUCUUUUUCUCAAAUCGUUGAUAUUCAAAAUAGGCAACCAAUUUCUAAUUCUGAUAUUCGAAAUAAACAAUCAAAUUAUGAAUCUUUUGAAGAUGAUAAUUCUCAAACUGUUCGUCCUUCUCAAUUUAAUCAUAAUGGUAUUAAAAAUCUUCAUUCAAUUCUAAAAAAUCCUGAUGAAGAUAAUAUUGAAAUUAAUGGUGGAUUUGUUGAUAAAUGUAAUGGAUUCGUUGAAAGUGUUCAAGAUACUAUAAUUCAUUUACCUUCAAAAUCUUCUUUGAAUAAUUCUAAUUCUAUUCUAAAUACUGAUGAAAUUAAACGAUAUACUAGACAUACUCGUUCUCAUACCACUAAUGAAGCACCUGUUUCAAUUAAUGGUAUAAUUAAUGGGGUAAAAAAGUGUUCAAAAAAACCUCCUCCUCCUUUAUCACCUCAAAAAUCUUCUUUAUUAACAACAAUGUCUGCACCAGCUUCACCAGCUUCAAGACCUCAAUAUGAUAUACAGCUAUCAAAUAAGAUUUUGAUUAAUUCAUCUCGUGAUGAUAGUAGUGAUGAAGAUGAUCCAUUUGCAGAAUUGGAAGAAAAAUUUGAUGAAAUGGAUAUGGAUGCACAUAUUGCUCGAGAUAAAUAUGCAAAUGCUUGUUCAAGAUUAGCUGAACUUAUAAAUUUUUUACAACCAAAUGAAAGUGAAGAUAAAUUGAUAAGUUCUUGCGUUCAAAUAAUUGAUCUAUUAACAGAACAUCAAGAACUUAAAAAUCAUUUUAUAAUCUUUCAUGGUGUUAUUCCUAUCACGGAAAUAUUAGAAAUUUGUGUUAACACUGACUUACUUUCAAAAUUAUUAAAAAUAAUUAACAUAAUAAUCGCUGAUAAUAUUGAUAUUCAAGAAAAUUUUUGUCUUGUAGGUGGUAUUCCAAUAAUCAUGAGUUUCACUUCAAAAAGAUAUUUAUAUGAAAUUAGAGUUGAAGCUGCAAUCUUUAUAAGGCAAAUUUGUCAUACAUCACCAAUUAUCUUACAAAUGUUUAUAUCAUGUCAAGGGUUAAAGAUUUUAGUUGAUUUUUUACAAGAAGAAUACUCUAAACAUAAAGAAUUAAUUUGGAUUGCGAUUAAUGGAAUAUAUAGUGUUUUUGAACUUCAAAGUUCAACUCCUAAAAAUGAUUUUUGUCGAUUACUAGCAAAAAUUGGUGUAUUAGACCCGUUAGCCAUUACCUUACAUAAUGUUAUAAUGGAUGAUGAUCCUUCAGCCAGUAUAUAUGUGGAUAGAAUUGUUAAUAUCUUUUUAAUGUUUUCUCGAGGUGACGUUUAUGUAAAAGAAUUUAUGGCUACACGUACACGAGUUGUUACUAGGAUUUUUGAAGACUUGUACAAAUUACCACCAUAUUUAAUUGUAGCAAUUCUUAAAUGUAUCAAGAACAUUUCUAUGCAUUCAAAUACUUUGGAUGCUUUACAAAAAGCAAAAGCAAUUCAAAUUCUUACGGCAUUAUUGGAUAAACAAGUUCCAUUAUAUGUAACUGAAAUUUCUAAUCAAGUACUUAAUACAAUGUUUAACCUUUGUCGAAUUAAUAAAUCAAGACAAGAAGAAGCUGCAAGAGCUGGACUUAUUCCUCAUUUGGUACAUUUCGCAUCAAAUAAUACACCACUUAGACAUUUUGCUAUUCCAAUUCUUUGUGAAAUGGCUCAUACAGGACAAGUUUGUCGUGAUUUAUUAUGGCAAAAUAAUGUUUUACAACUUUAUCUUAAUUUAUUAAUUGAUAAAUCUUGGCAAGUUAGUGCUUUUGAAGCUAUUCUUGCAUGGUUUCAAGAAGAAACUUCUAAUGUAGAAUCAAUUCUUUUACAACCAAAAAAUGUAAAAUUAAUUUUAGAUGCUUUUGUUGCUGCCAAAGCAAAUUCUUUUGAAAAUAUUCUUGAACCAUUACAUAUAAUAACACAAUUAUCUGCUCCUUUAACUUGUGUUUUAGUACAACCUAAAUUUUUUGAUCGUUUAUUACAUAGAUUUGGUCAUCCAAAACCUGUUGUAAGAUUAAAUUUAUUACGUAUUUUAAAAUCUAUUUGUGAUGUACAUCCACAACGUGAAGCUGUUAUUAAACGUUAUGGAUUAUUUGAAAUUAUUUUUAAAAUAAGUACUGAAGAUCCUGCUGUAUUAAUAAGAGAACUUGCAAAAGAAAUUUUACAACAAGGUUAUUUUAGUCUUAAAAAGAAUGGAUGUUAG
Molecule: messenger RNA, 3144 nt
Organism: Cetraspora pellucida
Lineage: Eukaryota; Fungi; Glomeromycota; Glomeromycetes; Diversisporales; Gigasporaceae
Source: the annotation of a GenBank genome assembly